UCUCCCUCACACACACACACACGCACGCACGCACACACACACACACACACACACACACACACACGCACACACACGCACACACACACACAUUCUCUCUCUCACACACACACACUGCCCAGAGCUCUUCCAACCAGAGCUGGAACCUUUCAGCCCCAGGUGAAAAGACAGAAAGCGGAGGAGGGGAGUGGAGGCCGGCCAGAGGAAGAAGAAGGAGAGGGCAGGGGGGGAUCAGUGAGAAGAAAAGAGUGAAAGACAGAACAGAGCAACCUGUUCGUGAGAUCUGGGACUCUGCUGAAGAAACCGUGGGAGCUGGGAACACAGGCUAUAGGAUGGUUCUGCUGUCCUCAGGCUCCAGGAGGGCUGCAGUGGAGCCUUGACCGUCCUUGGGGGAAGAGAGGGGGUGUAGCCACAACAGACACUGCCACGGCCACCACGCUGCCACAAUGUCCUCCUUGGUGUGCAACAUGGGGCUGGUGCUGGUAGAGUUUGAGUACGAGUACACGGGCCGCGACGGGGGCCUGGUGUCCAUCAAGCCCAACGAACGAUACAUCCUGCUGGCCAAGACCAACGACCACUGGUGGCACGUGAGGAAGAACGAGCUUGCAAGGCCCUUCUAUAUACCUGCUAAAUACGUCAAGGAGCUCCCCGCAGAGUUCCCAUCCCCGCUGGACUUUGCUGACCCACCCAGUCCUGAUUUGGUCCCGGUUCCUGAGCCGGUGCCAGUGCCAGUCCCAAAGCACUCCGUACCAGACCGGGCAGAAACGAGGGCAGGAGAUGAGGUGACUAUCCGUCUCCGCUCCCCGAAGAGACAUCAGAAGACUGAGCACCGCAUGUCCACAUUUGGCGUACCCUUAGAAUUCCACGACCCGUCUCCCAGGGCAUUGAAGAGCGGCGAGCUGAACGACUCUCUGCCGGGCCUUCACUCCACCGUUGCCCUUGAGGUCCCCUUAACAGUGCCCUCGCCUCAAGCCAACAAUAGUGCCAAACACAAGAAGCAAUUAAGCCUGAGUUCCGGUGUGCUCUUCGGCUCUUCCCUGUCGGUGGAGGAUCCUCUCUCCCUGAACCCCCGAGCCCCCAGCUUCAACCCAGCUGACCCCCUCCAACGGCCCUCCCAGGCCAUCCCAGUGGAGAGGUCCCUCAUUCCUGAUGCCGAGGUCACCGGUGGCGGGAUUCCCCAUCAGGAACCUCUGAAAGAGCCGGAAUGUCCUCUGGAGCUGGAGGAGGGAGAAAAUGAGAAAUCUAGUGUGGAGCCUGAGGACGAAUCGAAGGAGGACACUGAGCAUAUUUAUGAAUCCAUAUUGGACCUGAAGCUGGAUGAGUCCCCUAUAAUAGUGGAGAAGGCCCCGACAGUGAGUCCUGCUGCUGUGGCUGAACCUACACCUGUUAUCACUCCCACUUCUCCAUCUCCAACACAGACACAGGUGGAGAAUGCCAGCCCCAACACUGCUGUUUACGCCAACGUCACAGAGCUGAAGAAAAACAUCCCACAAUCCCCUCCGUUAGAAGCUCUGAGUCCUGACUUGCCCCUUUCCCAGGAGGAAUGGCAGGUGCACACUGACAAGGACAGCGGGAAAGAGUUCUAUUACCGCCCAGCCACGGGCCAAACCACUUGGGCCGACCCCCACAGCACCCUCCCCUCCGCAGACAUGGAGCUGCCCAAGGAGGCGUUGGCUAUCCCAGCCCUGUCCAUGGCCCUGUCCCCGGCCCUGUCCCCAGCCCUGUCCCCAGCCCUGUCCCCGGCCCUGUCCCCAGCCCUGUCCCCGGCCCUCUCACCAGCCUCAUCCCAGGGUUCCAACUGGGAACAGGUGUUUGAUGAGACCACCGGUCGAAACUACUUCUAUAACCCCACCUCUGGGGCCACGUCCUGGGGAGCUCCGGAGCCCAUCGCUCCCUCCUCUCCUGUUACUGAGCCUCCUGUGCUGAAGCUCCCAGACAGAGGACCGCCACCUCUCCCAAAGGAAGACUACCUGACAGAAGACCACGGAGCUCCAGACACCUCCUCCUCGGUGUUCCCCAAAGACAUCCCGCCCAUGCCGCAGGCUAAACUGGCCAUCAUACCCCGGGCCAUUCUAGACAGUGUCCCGGCGGGCUGGAACCGCUCCAUAGAGGCAGAUGGGAAGACCGUAUUCACCAGCGAACGCACACAGGAGCAGUGGCUCAAGUCUGUGGAUCAAGAAGGAAAGACAUACUACUACCUGAGAGACGGCUCCAGAUCCCAGUGGAACCUUCCAGCAGAGCUCCCAGGUGCAGCCAGUCUGUCCAAGGUGGGGAAUGGAGUGGACCAGGACAGCCCGCUGGUUCUGAAGAACUGGAGACACACAAUGGGCCCAGCUCAGUUUGGCCCCUCCCAAGAAGACAACAGGUUCUUUCCAACACAUAGGAGAAACGUUUCGGACGUCACCAGUGAAGCAUCCAGCUCAGGCAACUCCCCUGAGACGCCACGCCAUACUGAUAGGUUGGGAGUACGGAGUAGACUGUCACAUCUGAGCACAGACUCACAUCAUGAGCAUACACAUCUACUAGAGAAGGCAGGGAUCCUGAACAAAACCAAGGUGGCUGACAAUGGGAAAAGAAUUAGGAAGAAUUGGAGUCCGUCAUGGACAGUGCUGCAUGGAGGCAUUCUCACGUUUCACAAAGACCCAAAAUCUGCACCCUCGGGAAACUCUAACAAGACCAAUCAGAUCACCCCAGAGUACACAGUGGAGCUGCGUGGAGCCACUGUGGGCUGGGCCCCCAAGGACAAGUCCAGCAAGAAGAACGUUCUGGAGUUGAAAACGCGUCAUGGGUGUGAGUACCUGGUCCAGUACGACACAGAGAGCAUCAUUUGUGACUGGCACAGGAUCAUACUGGACACCGUAAGACAGCUGGACCAAGAUCACUUGUCGGAAGAGGAAGAGGAGGAGCCUAUGGAGAAAUCUCCACUUGCUUCAGACAGAGACAAGAGGACCAGCUCAGCCACUAAAAUUACGCCUGGCAUCAGUGCCGAGUCAUCAGAUCAGGGGCGUGUCCGCACCAAACUACGCAAGUUUCUCCAGAAGAGGCCCACACUGCAGUCAGUGAAGGAGAAGGGCUAUAUAAGAGAUAAUGUGUUUGGUUGUCAUCUGGACACGCUGUGCCAUCGAGAGAACAGCACUGUGCCCAGGUUUGCAGAGAAGUGCAUCAGGGCAGUGGAGAUUAGAGGUCUGGACAUUGAUGGGAUCUACAGAGUUAGUGGGAAUCUAGCUGUCAUUCAGAGACUACGCCACAAAGCAGAUCAUGAGGAAAAUCUGGACCUAGAGGAUGGUCAGUGGGAGGAGAUUCAUGUGAUCACGGGGGCGCUAAAGCUCUUCCUGAGGGAGCUGCCUGAACCUCUCUUCCCUUACAGCUUCUUCGACAAGUUUAUCGCUGCCAUCAAAAUCCAGGACUAUCCUCAGAAGGUGUUGUACUUCCGUGACCUGGUGAGGUCCCUUCCCCUGCCCAACCACGACACCAUGCACCUCCUUUUCAAACACCUCCUCAAAGUGAUUGAGUUUGGGGAAAAGAACCGUAUGUCAGUCCAGAGUGUGGCCAUCGUGUUUGGCCCUACGUUACUCAGGCCCCAGACUGAAUCGGCCAACAUCACCGUUUACAUGGUCUACCAGAACCAGAUUGUGGAGCUCAUCCUCAAAGAGUUUGAGACAGUAUUUGCCCCCAGCUGAGACAUUUUCUAUGGCACCCAUGAGUCAAGAGGGACGGAGACAAUGGGGGUUGCCAAGCCCUGGGAAAAGACUGAUGGUUACAUGGGUUGCUAGAUUUGGUAAAGGGAGAUUAUUUUCUGUCAGUGAACUAGCCUUUAACUGUGGUAGCUCCAAGUCUUCAACCUUCAUCCCAAGUUUCAAACUCGUGCUGUCCACCCAUCCAGUCAUCCAUCCAGUCCACCCAUCCAGUCAUCCAUCUGUUUUGGUACGUCCACCCAUCCAGUCAUCCAUCUGUUUUGGUACGUCCACCCAUCCAGUCAUCCAUCUGUUUUGGUACGUCCACCCAUCCAGUCAUCCAUCUGUUUUGGUACGUCCACCCAUCCAGUCAUCCAUCUGUUUUGGUACGUCCACCCACCCAGUCAUCCAUCUGUUUUGGUACGUCCACUCACAAGAACAUUGACAAAAAAAGGAAGUUGAGGGGAAAAAGGAAAAAUGGAUGAACAUGUUGACAUACCAAAGUUUACCAUGGAUCCUAUGACAAUACCUGGCAAUAGGCAUCAUGUUUAGUUUUACAAAUUAAAUAUAUAUUACAUGUAGGUGUACAUGUAUUUGGGGGAAUAUUCUGAUGUCGUAUCCAUGGUUUGGAGUGACAUAUCUGAGACAGAUCGGUCUUUUUAGUGGAUGACCUCUUAACUGUAUGUUAAAGUCUAUGAAAAAGCUUAAAUAUUGUAUACCUUCCCGAAUGUUACCUUAUCAACAAUACAACCAAUUAAAAUGGUUGUUGUUGCUUUCCUUUUGGCGAGCCAUACAGAUAGCAAACCACUGCCUUGACUGUGAAGUUAUUUGAUUACUUCCUAAUUUAGAAAAAGGCUGUGAAUUUAUCAAGGAAUACCACUUGCGACUAUAUUGUGGUGCAUUAUGCAUAACGUGGCUGUACGUUAUGGGCAGUAUAUAUGAAAAUAUAUUAUGAUAGAGCAUAACUGUACAUUAUGGCUGUUUUAUAGUAUUAAUAUUAGUACAGAACAAGGAUAAGAACAAUAUAUCAAGAUAUUUUGAACAACUGUUUUUCUCUGUACAUAAGAGUUCAUCCUACCUUAUAAAUGAAUGUUCUAAUAAUAAAAUAAUUCAAUUUCUGUCAA
Messenger RNA from Oncorhynchus tshawytscha (Chinook salmon), 4795 nucleotides. RefSeq names its product rho GTPase-activating protein 12. NCBI's taxonomy places the organism in Eukaryota, Metazoa, Chordata, Actinopteri, Salmoniformes, Salmonidae. Gene Ontology annotation, biological process: regulation of GTPase activity; signal transduction. The transcript has 19 exons. Gene Ontology annotation, cellular component: cytoplasm. Gene Ontology annotation, molecular function: protein binding. Bases 444 to 3677 code for a protein of 1077 amino acids. The record is from RefSeq and is a predicted model, not a curated record.